Molecule: messenger RNA, 1839 nt
Organism: Corylus avellana
Lineage: Eukaryota; Viridiplantae; Streptophyta; Magnoliopsida; Fagales; Betulaceae
Product: cytochrome P450 CYP82D47
Molecular function (GO): iron ion binding; heme binding; monooxygenase activity
Source: RefSeq, a predicted model, not a curated record
UUCUCCCGAAACCUCUAUAGAGAAAGAAGAAAUCUAAGCUAUUUCCUCACGCAUCCUCUGCAACUUCCAUGGCCAUGGCCACCAUCCUCGCCUUCUUUCUGUUCCUCUUCUUUCUAUUAUGGGUAUUAAGAAAAGCCCAUCGUAAAACAACACUUCCACCGGAAGCCGGUGGCGCUCUGCCAUUGAUUGGCCACCUCCACCUACUACGAGGGACAGAACCAGCCCAUAUCACACUGGGUAAGCUGGCCGACAAGUACGGCUCAAUCUUCACCAUGCGGCUCGGCGUACACCGAGCCGUGAUAGUGAGCAGCUGGGAGAUAGCCAAAGAGUGCUUCACCACAAACGACAAAGUCUUUGCCAACCGUCCAAAAGCUAUAGCUUCAGAGCUCAUGGGCUACAACUACGCCUUGUUUGUGCUUAGCCCUUACGGCCCUCACUGGCGCCAAGCGCGUAAAAUGGCCACCGUCGAAGUCCUCUCACUCCACCGCCUUGAGAUGCUCAAACACAUCCAGGAGUCCGAGGUAAAUGCUUCCAUAAAAGAGAUAUAUGAGCUCUGCAGGGUGAAGAAGAAGAACAACUACGUGUCGGUGGAGAUGAAGAGGUGGUUUGGUUCCAUAACCUUAAAUGUGUUGUUUAGGAUGAUUGUGGGGAAGCGAUAUGAUUCGACUAAAACCAAUGAUGAGAAUGCAGUUAACGAUGAAUGUCGGAAGACAUUGAAAGAUUACUUUGAGCUGAGUGGUACGGUUGUGGUGGCAGAUGUGCUUCCUUAUCUAAGGUGGUUGGACUUUGGAGGGUACGAGAAGGCCAUGAAGCGAACUGCAAAGGAAUUUGAUCACGUGGUUCAAGGUUGGGUGGAAGAACAUAAGCGGAGGAAAGUUUCCGGUGAGGAAAAGGGACACCGAGACUUCAUGGAUGUGAUGUUGUCUGUUGUUGAUGAAGACAAAGAGAUCUCCAAGUACGAUGCUGAUACAAUCACUAAAGCUCAAUGUCUGACCCUUCUCGUAGCGGGAACAGAUACAACAGCGACAACAUUGACAUGGGCUCUCUCUCUACUUCUUAAUAACCGAGAAGCCCUAACGAAAGCACAACAAGAGUUAGAUUUUCAUAUUGGGAGGGAGAGGCAAGUGAAGGAUUCGGAUAUAAAAAAUCUGGUCUAUCUCCAAGCUAUCUUCAAAGAAGCAAUGCGUUUACACCCUGCCGGAUCUGUCUCUGUCCCACACGAGUCCAUGGAAGACUGCACUUUGGCUGGCUACCACAUUCCAGCAGGCACACGACUCCUUGUUAACUUUUCAAAGAUCCAUCGAGACCCACGUGUGUGGCCUGAUCCAAAUGAAUUUCGGCCAGAAAGAUUCCUUACAACCCAUGUGGGUGUUGAUGUUAAGGGCCAGCAUUUCGAAUUGUUACCAUUUGGCGCCGGUAGAAGAGGGUGCCCGGGAAUCUCAUUAGCGUUGCAAGUUACGCAACUCACACUUGCCACCUUAUUGCACUCUUUUGAAAUUACAACCCCAUCUGAUGAGCCUGUGGACAUGACUGAGAAAGUCGGACUUAGCAACCAAAAAGCCACACCAGUUGAAGUCCAUCUCACUCCACGCCUUCCUGCUCAAGUAUAUGCAUGAUAUUUGAUAACUAAUUAAAAUGCAAACUACACUAUUUCAUAAUGAGUAAUACUAUUGAGUAGACCCGUAUAUGACUUUCAUACAAUUGGGAUAACAUGGUAGUAAAAAUCAAGCUUUGUUUUUUUCUAUCAAGUGCUAACCUUAUGACGGAUUUUCACUUCCAUGUUAUCAAGUUGUAUGAUAGUCGUAUAAGAGUCUACUAAAUAGUAUUGUUCUUUUAUAA